CCGCAACCGACGUAGCUCAAUUCAGCUUAUCUCAGUAUGCAAGCUCAUUUAUUGCAAAUUUUGAUACUCCUAAUUGGAUUUACAUACAUCCAUGCAGGAAACUUCUUGACCGAGAAACCUGAUGUCCUCGAAUCCUGCUCCUUCGAUGGUCCUAAAUUCAAGGAAUGUUUAAUUAGUAACCUUCAAGUGAUCUUCAUUAACUGGACUCAUGGGCUGCCCGGCUCAAACAUCAUUGGUCCCGUGGAUCCGUUUACCAUAAAACGAUUGAUUUUAUCUAGAUCAUCUCCGAGUGAUGACAGCAAUCCCGUAAAUGUCGACACAGAUGUGCAAAAUGUUCUUGUCAGCGGUGUUAGCCAGGCAAAAAUCGUGGAUGCAAGUUAUCUUCCAAAAAACAAUAAAACCGAAGUUCUUCUCUGGAUUCCGAAGCUAAGGAUUGAUUUCGACUAUAGUGUUAAGGGCAAUGUUGGCGGCCGAAAACUUGAUGAUCAUAGCAAGGGCCAUGUAAAAAUAGAAAAACUGUUGAUCGCUUUUGAUGUUGACAUAGCAUCCCAAGUCACACCCAAAGGCAACUUUAUCGAUGUGCAACAUGUCAGCGUAAGUUUCAGAGAAAUCGGGAAACUGAAAUUCAAAGUGAAUAAAUUGUUUGGAGGCGACAAAUAUCUAGAACAAUUAACCCAUAAUUUUAUUAAUGAAAACUGGGUUGAAUUCUACAUAAGCUGGAGGCCAAUCAUCGAAUAUGUCAUCGAGACGAUGGUUUUUCUACGCUCAAGAAAAAUAUUUAGUUAUAUACCAGCAGAAUAUCUGAUUGAUAACUAUGCAUUGCUCGAAUCCAUUUAUUGUUUCCAAGCUAAUGUACUUGUGCCCUGUUCUUUGGAUGAUUCAAAUAUUAGCAAUUGUCUUGCCAAAAAUCUCCAGGACAUCUUCAUCAAUUGGGCAGAUGGUAUACCUGGAAAGGAUGUUUUUGGACUUACAGAUCCAUUUAAUCUCGACAACUAUAUUGAGACAAAGGAAAUUUCAGGGUUCGAUGGCAGACCCAUUACUAUUCACAAUGAAUUUUUGAACUUUUCUGUAAAAGGCUUGAGUCAGGGAAUUAUCAGCGCAGCCAGUUACGGAGACGGUAUUGCAACAGCUUCUUUGGAUAUUCCAAAGCUAAUCCUAAAUUUCGAUUUCAAGGCCACAAUUGAGGACGCCUCUGACCUGGUAGCCUGCUCGUUAGAAGAUGCUAAGUUUAACGAAUGUCUUGUUAAAAAUCUUCAAACUAUAUUUAUCAACUGGAAAGAUGGGAUCCCCGGUUCAGAUAUAGUCGGACCCAUAGAUCCAUUUACUAUUAAAUUUGACAUUUGGACCAAAAUAUUAAACAAUGAACUAUUCAGCAAAUACUUGGGUAAUGGAACAGACUUUAAAGAUAUUGUCGUUAAAGGCAUGAGUCAAGCAACUAUUACGGAGGCUAGUUAUGAUCCUACCAAAUAUGAAGCGAAGGUUGUUUUUAAGAUUCCAAAGCUGAUCUUUCAUGUCGACUACAAAUUGACGAUUAGUGGAGGUGUUAAUAAUUUACAAAUCAGCACUAAAGGCUCUUCUAGCUUAGAAUUGGCUAGAAGGCGGUAUCAAAAAAGAGUUAGAUGCCAAAGACGAUCUAUCAAUGACGAUGUCUACGAUGCUUACUGGAGGGAAUGGUUCAAGACCUUUAAAACCUUUUUUGAUCCAACAGCUGAGUCGUUGUUGCUUCAACGGGUCAAGAAGAUAAGUAGCAGCCCGAUUCAAAUGAGGCGCAGACAUCCGGAAGCAGUCGAGAUGAAUGCAACUCAGAAGAGCAGCAAUCCUUAUUGCCUUUUUUACGGCUUAUUCGCAAUCUUUUUGUGCAAUGAAGUCGUUGGCGUCGAGUACUUCACCGAGAAGCCAUCGUUUUUGCCCUCAUGUCGCAUUAAGGAUCCCGAAUUUACAACAUGCUCGACAAACAGCAUUCAGAAAUUAAUUGAUCAGAUGAACAUCGGUAUACCAGAGUUGCUAAAUACAUUUGGUCCUUUGGAUCCUAUGCGGAUCAGGGAUAUUAUCUUUAAACAGGAUAACAAUAAUGUAGCCACACUUAAUUGUAAUCUAACCGAUGUACACAUCAAAGGCUACUCGAAAAUGAAGAUUAAGGAAUCACGUGUGAGCAAAAAGGACUUCAGCUGGCAAACAAAGAUCUUUUUGCCCAAAACACGAAUGGAAUCCAAAUAUAAAAUGGAAGGUCGCAUUCUAGUGAUACCGCUAAGUGGAUCAGGCAACAUGGUCAUGGAAGUCGAAAAUCUUAAUGUUAUAAUGCUAGCCAAAACGCAUCUCUAUGAGAAGGGUGGCUUCACAUUCUACAACAUUACUUCUAUAAAAACUAAACUGAAUAUGACACGUAUUUACACUAACAUGGACAAUCUUUUCAAUGGUCGCGACAAGGAAAUUGAACGUAGUACGAACGAGUUCUUCAAUGAAAAUUGGCGUGAAGUCUAUGAAGCAUUCCGCCCACUGAUUACUGAAACUGUAGAGACCGUACUAAUGGAACUUUUAUCCUCUGUAUUUAGUCUUAUACCCGCCAACUAUUUUAUUGAGGAUAUUCCUACACCCAAGCAAUUAUACGGAGAUAAGGGUAAUGAGUAAAAGAAAUAAAUUGCAAUUAUCUGGGGUACAUUUUCUAAAUAUUUUAAAUCUUACUAAUUGGUCAUUAAUAUUGUUUAAGUACUUUCAGCAGAAUAAGAUACGAUCAAAUAGAAAACUUAACUUAUAUGAGUAAAAGUAUUUAUGAAAAUUUAUUAAAUUUAAUUUAAAUUGUCAUACAUUUUAUAGUGCAAAAUAUAUAUUCAUCAGAUAUC
This is a messenger RNA of Drosophila sulfurigaster albostrigata, 2840 nucleotides long. RefSeq lists its product as uncharacterized. Lineage: Eukaryota; Metazoa; Arthropoda; Insecta; Diptera; Drosophilidae. Bases 37 to 2628 code for a protein of 863 amino acids. The transcript is spliced from 14 exons. The record is from RefSeq and is a predicted model, not a curated record.